GUCAAAACAAACGCGUGUUUUUUCGUAACGUUUUGAUUAUGGGAGAAUUUUGUCCUUUGUGCAUGAAACGAGGUUUUAAGAAAAAAAUGAAGGCAAUUCAAAUUAAUUUAGAAGAAGCGGUUUGGAUGUGUGAAUCAGAAGAGUGUAUUUGGCCGAUGGAUCAUCAGGAACUUGAAUACAUUCCUCGGAAAAUAGGAGAAAGUUGGUCGUGUUAUUGGAAUACAUAUAAACCCCAUAGAUCACCUGAAACACCACCUCAAACAAAUUGGGAUUUUUUUACACCUCCAUAUACACCAAGAACUGAAGUUUCACCCACUGCUUCAUCAGAAACAAGUAAUCACAGUAAUGAUCAAAAUCGUUUAAUUAACGCUUAUUCCAAAGAAUCAAAUUCUUCUAAAGUAUCACCGAAUCAUAUUAAUGAGGAAAAUAUAAUUAAAAUUGACAUUGACGAAAUAGAAAUAAAAGAAAAUAUUAAUUCUUCAUUGUCAAAUAAUUUAGAAUUACUUCCGGAUAUUACAAAUCCAUCUUUAAAUAAAGUGGAAAAUAUUUCUUGUACAUUAAAAAAUUUAGAAAAUAAUUUAAAAACUGUCACUACACGUGCUCCAACAAUAGUAAAUAUUGAAACAAUGAAUUUAGUUAAUGUUGCCGAUAUUAGAAAAUUACCCGGUGAGAAAUUAAUUUUAAAAUCACAGGAAAAAUGUAAAAAAGAAAAUACACUUGUUACGUCAAUACAAGAGGAAAAUUCAAAGGAAAAAUUAAAAAAAUCUAUUGUCACUUUAAGUGAAAUUGAAAAAAAUGAAAAUCCAAUUCAAAAUCAAACGAAAAUGGAAGUAAAAACAGUUAAAUUGGAAGGUUUACCAAUUGUAACAUUAUCGUACGAGGUACCGGAUUUUUUAACUGAAAUAAAUAAUCAAAAAGAAAAAAAAUUAGAACAAGAAUCAAAAGUCACAAGUGAAAUAGAUAAAUCUAAUAAUGUUUUAUCGAAAAAAAGUAUAAUGGCAAGUAAAAUGUUUCAAAAAUUCGAUUUCGGUGAAUUGAGAAGAUUAAAAGAUUUAAAGAAAAAGAAAAAGGAGGAUGAGAAUAAAAAUGAAGAGGAUAGUGCAAAUGAAGAGGACAUUACAAAUGAAAAAAAUAUAGAAAUUCAAAAAGUAAUAAUUUUAAAUGAUGAUGAUAAAGAUUCACUUGUUGAUACAAAAACUAUAUCCGAAUCAAUUAAUUAUGGUAAAACAUUCUCGCCACUCUCUGAAGAUUCAAAAGAUGUUAUCAGUGAUUUAGAUUCAUUUCUAAAUGAUUAUAUUGAAGAUAUUAAAUCAAGUACCGACGAGAAUAUCACAAAUCUCACCGAUGACGAUUGGUUAUCAUCUUUAUUGGUUUAGUAUUAUUUUUAUUUUUACAUUUUCUAUGUUAUAUUUAAAAAAUUAAAAUACAAUUUUUAUCUUAAAGAUAAUAUUUAUUAAAAAGAAAAAUUUAUCGAAAAAAAAUGUAAAUUAAAUGAAAUAUUCAUAAAAA
Messenger RNA from Leptopilina boulardi, 1509 nucleotides. RefSeq lists its product as uncharacterized. Lineage: Eukaryota; Metazoa; Arthropoda; Insecta; Hymenoptera; Figitidae. The transcript has 2 exons. The record is from RefSeq and is a predicted model, not a curated record. Bases 39 to 1376 code for a protein of 445 amino acids.